Wallemia ichthyophaga EXF-994 is the source of this 1995-nucleotide messenger RNA. RefSeq lists its product as uncharacterized. Bases 1 to 1995 code for a protein of 664 amino acids. The record is from RefSeq and is a predicted model, not a curated record. Lineage: Eukaryota; Fungi; Basidiomycota; Wallemiomycetes; Wallemiales; Wallemiaceae. The transcript has 3 exons.
AUGGCAGGCGUAGAGAACUCGUCUAGCUGGAAUGAUUUCGCAGCGCUAGCUGUACAGAUGGGUCACCAAGCCCCGCCAGCACAGGCAACAGCAACAACAGCAACAGCAGCAACAGCAGCGCCUAUAGAAAAAAUACCAAGCUACUUACCUUCAAAUCAUAGCAUUCACGACGGUUACGAGGAUAUACCCGCACAGCAUCAACCUCGAGAAUCACUCAAUACUACUGAUAUUGAUAAUGAUGACUAUCUCAUCGCAAUGCAACUUGCAAAUUCCCAAUCAAUCAGGUCCAUCCAGUCUGUAGAACCUCCGCUUCCACCGGCACGCACACGCCCACAACUUGUUAAAACUGAUUACAACGACCAUGACGAUAUGCUUGCUGCACUCGAAUACGCGCAAGACCCUCCAAGUUCUCCUGACUCACCCUCGGCCGUGCCUUCGGUACCUGUCACUACUACAGCCCCUCCACCAAAAACUCAGCAAGCUUUCUUCCCUUCCUCUUUUACCUCCUCCAAGGCUGCCGUGGAGAGAGCCAAGCUGGCCAGAGAACGUAGAGAGAAGGCUUUGAGGAACCCGGGCAAACCCCGUAAACCAUCCAAGAAGAGGAAGAACUUUGGUGGAAGAACGUCAAACUUACAUGACGCUUGGGCACCUUCUUCAGACGAUGAUGCUGAGAUCACUUCAGAGGAGGAGGAAGACGACGAUGACGAUGAGCAAAGUGCAAUCGUACCUUUGAAGACACGCAUUCAACGCGCAAAAGAGGCUGAACAGCUUGCUCAUCAGAAGCAGAAGCAAGAAGAAGAGGAAGCUGCUAGAGUUAACAGCUUUGGUAUUCCGAACGACCUUCUCAAUGAGAAAGCUUCCCAAGAAUUCGAUUCAUCCCCUAAUCAGCACACGUCCACUGAAGAAGAACAUAGAUUACAGGAUCAAUUACAAGCUGACGAUCUCGAUAGAGCAUUCGCAAGGCAAUCAUUAACUCCAGCCAGCGGACGACCAUCAAUUCACAACCGUCAAUCGACAGCCACUACAGUUACCCUCGGCGAACGCGAGCGUAGAAGACAAUCAGCUGAGAUGCAUCUUUUAGCUAACCAACAGAGACAGCAAUCGAUGAUGAUGGCACCGCAAAUAAAGCAUCAACAACAACAGCAGCUUCAAAAUCAAAGGCAAUCAAUGUGGACCAACCACUUGGAACAUCCAAACAACAUGGAUCACUCAAAUAACUAUGAAAAGUUUAUCAACAUUGAGCCAGAGAUGGAGCAAAAGAACCCUAAUAACAAAUUUGCCCCAUUCGGUUUGUUACAAGCUGGUAUGAUGAAUAAACAGUCCAAAACAGCUAAAGCUCAAGAGCAAUAUGCAAGAGAUUAUGGUGUCGGUAUGGUACUACCACCAGCUAAAGUUCCCGAGCCACAGUUCGGACUGCUCGGUCAAAUUGCUGCUCAUGAGAAAGAUAGGAAAAGAGUUGGUGGACUUGGUGCACUUUUGACUGAAAGAGAUAGGGAAAAGAGAGGUGUAGAAUCAAGUCAAAGGAAGUAUAAUGAAGCAGUAAAUCAGCAAUCACCCUCUUCAACACCUUACAAUAUGCCUCCACAACAAGGACCACCACAAAUGCCAAUGCAGAUGGAUCCACGCAUGUCAAUGAUGAUGAACACACCUAUGAUGAUGAAUAAUAUGAUGAUGCCACCUCAGUCACCUCAGUACUACGACCCAGCAAUGUCAAUGAUGGCAAUGAACGCUAUGCAACAGCAACAACAACAGCAACAACUAAUGAUGCAAGGCAUGUAUCAAGCUCAGCAAGCAUACAAUGCAACACUAUAUCAAUAUCAACAAUCGAAUCCAGGAGGCUAUAUGUCACCUUCACCACAUGCUUACCCAUCUGAUGGUGCUGGAUUAGGAGUCGGUUUUAAUCAAACUUCAGGUAGAAUGAGCACAGGUCCUUACAUGAAUAACAAUCACAGUUCAUCAAGACCUAGGUCUACUUUCUUCUCUGAUGCAAAGUAA